Haemonchus placei is the source of this 720-nucleotide messenger RNA. Lineage: Eukaryota; Metazoa; Nematoda; Chromadorea; Rhabditida; Trichostrongylidae. The record is from the annotation of a GenBank genome assembly.
GCGAUAUAUCGGAAUAAUCCUCCUCGAAUUUCAGAGUGUGUCACUAAUCGUGUGCUUCUCCGUGACGUCAAUACAAUCACUUUGCGCGAAGGACAGUACACCACAGGCAGAAGAUCCAGUCCAGUCCCUCAGCUAAGAUGUGUGGGAGGCAGCGCUCGAGGAAAGUUUCAGCCACGGGCUGCACAGUGUUUCAAGGAAGGCUUUGACGGGGUGGAUUAUCAAUGGAGAUGUGUUGCUGAUAUGCCUGCUGACUACGAGUUUGGGGAGAUCGCAGUCACAUGUGAGGGCUACGACUAUCCUGAAGACCCUUACAUUUUGAAAGGGAGUUGCGGGGUGAAAUUAUUGCCAGAGCUAAGCAAGCACUUUUCGCCAUCACGUUUUAAUAGGUGGCAUCCGUUCUCUCAGGCAUUCCCUUCAAAAUCGAUCAAUUUUAUCUAUUCUAGUGGUUACGGAGGAGGUUUCGAUGGUGGUCCGGGAUUCGGCGGAGGUUAUCCAGGAAUGCAUCCUCCUCCAAGUGCCCCUCCACCAAGCUAUGACGACACUAUGGGUUUCAAAACUUCUGCUCCAACUGGUUCUGCUCCAGGUAGUAGUGGUCCAGGAUUUUGGACUGGUGCUGGCUUAGGAGCACUUGGUGGUUACCUAUUUGGAAGAAAUACGUACGUUUCUUGUUCGCUUGCUGAAAUGCUUAAUUUUCUUAUGAAAAUUUCAUCAUCGUUUUAA